Molecule: messenger RNA, 2694 nt
Organism: Sporothrix brasiliensis 5110
Lineage: Eukaryota; Fungi; Ascomycota; Sordariomycetes; Ophiostomatales; Ophiostomataceae
Product: manganese ion homeostasis protein
Exons: 1
Coding region: 1-2694 (897 amino acids)
Biological process (GO): GPI anchor biosynthetic process
Cellular component (GO): endoplasmic reticulum
Source: RefSeq, a predicted model, not a curated record
AUGGCGACGCCUUAUAGCAACGGCUACACGCCAUCAUCCGGGCCGAGACGAGGGCCCGGGAACCGCCACUCUGACUUCGACCCCAACGCCUCCGAUGACGACCUCGGCGCCCUCGUCCUCAACGUCCUACGGUUGCUCUGGAACUACAGCGUCCGCCGCAUUUUCGGUGCCGCUGUCAGCAUAGGAAGCGUGCUGCUUACAGGCACGCGCGCCAGCACUCUCUUGCGGGACAGCCGGCGACGGCGACCACGUCCACAACCGCUUGCCAUCAUAGCAGCGGAAACGUUACUCCGGCUGGUGCGGCACAGCUUGGCACCACAGCGCAUCUUCAGUGUGCCGCACUUUCUCGUUGCCUUUUGGGUGCUUGUGCUGCUCUGGGGCGAGCGUGGCAACUUCCAUGCCAAGGUGAUGCAUUGCCAUUGGGACCACUGGGAGAAGUGGCCCGCCGGCGCCGAGCCGCAUCACAUGGUCUUCGUCGCCGAUCCCCAGCUCAUUGACGCCCACACCUACCCGGGCCGCCCAUGGCCUCUGAGCUCACUGACGGUGAUGCUUACGGACAACUACAUGCGACGGUCGUAUCGCGAGCUGCAGGAGCAGCUGCAGCCCGACACCGUCUUCUUUUUGGGCGACCUUUUUGACGGAGGCCGCGAGUGGCGGCCGGCGCACGGCAGCUUCCAAGACCCGUCUUGGAGCAGCCGACCGGACCGCGAGAAGGGCUACGCUAAAAUGUGGCGCAAAAAGUACGACGAGGACUACUGGCUGAAGGAGUAUGCCCGUUUCGGCGACAUAUUCCUGGAUCCGUGGACGCUGGGGGGCACCGACCCGGGUCCGGGCCAGCGCGGCCGUCGCGUGAUCGCCAGCUUACCGGGCAACCACGACCUCGGCUUUGGGUCCGAGGUGCAGCUCUCUGUGCGGAACCGUUUUCAGAGCUACUUUGGCGAGGGCAACCGCGUCGAUGUCAUUGGCAACCACACCUUUGUAUCAGUCGACACCGUCUCGCUCAGUGCCGACACGUCGGACCGCGCAGGCCAGAGCGACGUGCAGUCCAUCUACAAACCGGUUGAGGAGUUCUUGAGCAGCGUCGCUUGGGAGAAGACGCGGGCUGUGUCCCGUGAGCUGCGGUUCCAGCGCGGCACCGGCGAAGAGGUGUCGUACCCGCAUCGCGUCGAGGACCUGAACGCGGCCGAGUUCGACACGGCCGCUCUCGCCAAGGCGCAGGGUGCCGGCGACGCGCUGCAGGCCGACCUGCCGACGGUUUUGCUGACACAUGUGCCGCUCUACCGGCCGCCCGGCACACCGUGCGGCCCGCAUCGCGAGCACUGGCCCGCUACCAAGCCGCCCGCCGACGACCCGAACACGCCUGUGUUCCCGGAUCACCGCAACGCCAUACCGGUGUCGCGUGGGUACCAGUACCAAAAUGUGCUGAGCGAGAGCGACUCGGUCAAACUCAUAAGGUCCAUUGGCAAUGUCAAGCACGCUUUUUCUGGCGACGACCACGACUACUGCGAGGUUGUGCACGACGACGCGCAGGAGAAAGUGAAGGAGAUCACGGUCAAGUCUUUCAGCAUGGCCAUGGGCGUGCCGACGCCCGGCUUUCUCAUGCUUAGUCUGUACAACCCGGUUGAUGCCAAGGGCAACCCGCUGGCUACGGUCGGCGCACCGCCAGGCGAGGUUGCGCCGCCCACGAUGCAGACCCAUCUGUGCCUGCUGCCCAACCAAUUGAGCACUUUUGCGCGCUACGGCGGCAUGGCUGUCGUUUCCAUCGUGCUGCUCGCCAUCUACGCCGUGUUGAUCCAGGUCCUACACCUGCCCGUGUUUGCCUUUGACCCGCUGGCGCAGGAUGCGAAUUCAACCUCGUCCAACAUGCCGUCGUCGGUGUUGCCAAUGUUUAGCAAGGCCAAGGUCGAGGACGACGAGUACGGCCGCAGCCGUGGUGGUGGCGCCGGCGCCGCGGCUGCGGCUGGCGGCAGUGGUUACGGGACCGAUGCCGUGAGCACCAACAGCCAAAAGGGCGCCAGUGACUCAUCCAGUUUCGUCUCGUUCCGCGCCGUGCCGGCCACCUAUUCACGGGGGCGCAGCUACUCGAACCAGUACCCGAACCAGCAACAAGGCCAGCCCGCCAGUCAUGGCCGCCACCAAAAGGGCCGGCGCAACGGCCACGCCGCCAAGACGUCCUCGCCCGCCAACAACUACGAUAUGCGCGGCGGGCCCAAGAUCCAGAUCGCCCGUGACACCGACGACUCCUCGUCCGACGACUCUGCGUACAACAACGACCUGCUGUCUGACGACUACAUGGUCGACGUGAACCUCGGCGGCGGCAGCAGCCGUUGGCAGCCGGCCGCCCGUCGCGGCGUGUUUGGCCUGAGCAUGGCCGCCGUCUCGGGCGUACGACGGUUUGUCGUGGGCACGCUGGGCCUGCGAAGUGGUGGUGGCCUGGGCGGUGGUCGGCGACGGCGCGGCGGUGGGGGUGUCGGUGGCGGUCUGAGCAGUCUCCUGGGACUCGGUGGCGGCGUCCUCGGGCGCAGCGGCAGUGGUGCCAGCAGCGGUUCGGCCGCGGCCGCACGGCGACGCCGCAGUGGCCGCUCAUCCCAGCAGCGACUUUUGCAGCUCGCUGGCUGGGAGUUUUAUGCCAUGGCCUUCCGAGUCGCCUGGAUGGUAGUUGCUUACUGGGCUUGGCUCAACCACAAGGGGUAG